Messenger RNA from Cololabis saira (Pacific saury), 1490 nucleotides. RefSeq names its product BUB3 mitotic checkpoint protein (gene bub3). The transcript has 8 exons. Gene Ontology annotation, molecular function: ubiquitin binding. The record is from RefSeq and is a predicted model, not a curated record. Gene Ontology annotation, cellular component: bub1-bub3 complex; mitotic checkpoint complex; kinetochore. Lineage: Eukaryota; Metazoa; Chordata; Actinopteri; Beloniformes; Belonidae. Gene Ontology annotation, biological process: mitotic spindle assembly checkpoint signaling. The coding region runs from base 175 to 1155 and encodes 326 amino acids.
GCGAGCGGCUCCGCGCGGACGGCAGCGCUUGUUGUGCAUGGUAGCUUCACUUAGCCUCCUCGUCUUCUAGCAUUUUCCACCUCAUAUCGUUUUAUAUUUGAUUGAAGACCAGGGGAAAAUAAUUGAGUUCCCCUAGUAAAAUAAAACGUGUUUGUGUAACACCAAACUGAAGAGAUGACAGGCUCAAAUGAAUACAAGCUGAACCAGGGACCCGAGGACAGCAUCUCCGCUGUCAAGUUCAGCCCCAGCACUGCCCAGUUCCUCCUCGUUUCUUCCUGGGACUGCACCGUCCGUCUCUAUGAUGUUGGCGGCAACACCAUGCGGAUGAAGUACCAGCACACAGCUCCAGUUCUCGACUGUGCUUUUUAUGACCCAUCGCAUUCUUGGAGUGGGGGUUUAGAUUCACAGUUAAAAACUCAUGAUUUGAACACAGAUCAAGAUACAAUAGUCGGAACACACGAUGCCCCAAUUCGUUGUGUGGAGUAUUGCCCAGAGGUUAAUGUCAUGGUAACGGGUAGCUGGGACAGAUCAGUUCGGCUGUGGGACCCACGGACACCAUGCAAUGCUGGCACCUUUACUCAACCUGAAAAGGUCUAUACCCUGUCUGUGGCUGGGGAUAGGCUGAUUGUCGGCACAGCUGGAAGACGAGUCCUCGUGUGGGAUUUGAGAAACAUGGGUUAUGUUCAGCAAAGAAGAGAGUCCAGUCUCAAAUAUCAGACACGCUCCAUUAGGGCUUUCCCCAACAAACAGGGAUAUGUCUUGAGUUCAAUCGAGGGACGUGUAGCUGUGGAGUAUCUGGACCCGAGCCAGGAGGUUCAGAAAAAGAAAUAUGCCUUCAAGUGCCACAGGCUGAAGGAGGAUGGAAUUGAGCAAGUUUACCCUGUUAAUGCCAUAUCAUUUCACAGUGUUCACAAUACCUUUGCCACAGGUGGCUCAGAUGGCUUUGUGAACAUCUGGGACCCAUUCAACAAGAAACGCCUGUGUCAGUUCCAUCGGUACCCGACCAGCAUUGCAUCACUGGCUUUCAGUAACGAUGGCACCAUGCUCGCAAUCGCCGCCUCCUACAUGCAAGAGAAAGGAGACAUCAGCCACCCAGAAGAUGCCAUCUUCAUCCGUCAAGUGACAGAUGCUGAGACAAAGCCCAAGUCUACCUAAGUGCACCGUGGAAAGGUUUCCUCUGCUCAUGGCGCCUUCGUGUCGGGUUUAUCUGCUGGCAUCCAGUGUACUAUUACAUUAUUCUAUACUGUUAUCUCCAUUCCAGUCCUACAGUUUUAACUUGUCAUGUUUGUCAUACUUUACUUCUUUUCUGCUUCAUGUUAAAUAUUUUUUUGUUUUGUGUGUUGGCUUGAAUUUUCUUGACUAAAGCUGAUUCAAAUACACCUAUUUCUUCUUGUUUUGGUGUUUGAAGUUGUAUUUCACAACUGGUGUCCUCUGAUCAGUGUCAAUACUGAUAGACAACUGAAUUUGACACUUUUAAUAAAAAAUAAAUA